AUGGCGAAGUCACAAGCGAAGGUCCAGCUGGAGAAUGAAGUGAUGAAACGUGUAGACAUGGUCAGAGACAUUGAAGUACUACGACGAGAAAGAGAUGUUUUUCGAAGAAGGAUUGAAUUUUGUAGACAAAAGGAUGCCACAGAAACGACAGAAGGGUUGAGUGAAUUGAGCUGCUGUCUCAGAGAGUACACAGAUGAGGAGAUCAAACUGGCCACCGACAAAUUUUCAGAGCGUUUUAGAUUGAAAUCAGGAAUUGAUUUGACCAGUGUUUAUAAAGGGCGUAUCAAUCAUGUCACAGUAGCUAUCAAACUCAUCAGCGACAUUAGACAUCCUCAUGUGCUUGCUAUGAUGGGCUACUGCUCCCAGCCAAACUCUACUGUCUUCGAAUACAUGCACAAUGGUAGCUUACGGGACAUCUUAGUUUCCUCCCAUGAAAUAAAGAACCUCGCCCGGGACCUUUGGUGGCACGACCGCAUCCGCAUUGCAGCGGAGAUUUGCUCCGCAGUAUGCUACCUCCACAUGGCUCGGCCGAAACCCAUUGUUCAUGGUCACCUCAGCCCAUCGAACAUUCUCCUCGACCGCAAUCUCGUGGUCAAGGUCAGUGGUUUAGGGCUCAACCAAUCCUUGUACGACGAAAGCCACAUUGUAUGGGACAUAAGGGCUUUUGGGAUUUUGACUCUCAAUCUUCUAACUGGAAGGAACUGGGUUGAUGAGGAUAUGCUAAUGGACAAGGAAGGAUUAGUUCGAGUUUUAGAUAAGAAGGCUGGGCAAUGGCCAUUGGAUUUGGCAGAGGAACUUGUGAGCUUGGUGUUAAGGUGUUUAACCAUUACCAAUGGACCCAAUAGGGAUUUAAGGAGAAUAAUGGAGGAGCUUGGUGAAAUCAGAAAAAGGGCUGAUGUUUUAGUAGCAAGAGGAGGAUCUGGCUUGAAUAUUAAGGGAAUUGUUCAUGGAGAGGUCACCAAUGAUGUCCCAAGUGUUUUCAUAUGCCCCAUAUUUCAGGAAGUAAUGAAGGAUCCACAUAUAGCGGCUGAUGGAUUUUCGUACGAGCAAGAAGCCAUAGGAAAAUGGUUGCGACUGGGGCAUGAUACAUCGCCGAUGACAAAUUUGAAGUUUGAGAAUAAGAUUUUAAUCCCUAAUCAUACCCUACGCUCUCUCGCUCAAGAUUGGCAUUACAAAAGAUCAAUUCCAUAUCCAUGA
Molecule: messenger RNA, 1197 nt
Organism: Malus domestica (apple)
Lineage: Eukaryota; Viridiplantae; Streptophyta; Magnoliopsida; Rosales; Rosaceae
Source: RefSeq, a predicted model, not a curated record